This is a messenger RNA of Fragaria vesca subsp. vesca, 886 nucleotides long. RefSeq names its product methyltransferase-like protein 5-like. Lineage: Eukaryota; Viridiplantae; Streptophyta; Magnoliopsida; Rosales; Rosaceae. Gene Ontology annotation, biological process: rRNA methylation. The coding region runs from base 11 to 646 and encodes 211 amino acids. The transcript is spliced from 9 exons. Gene Ontology annotation, molecular function: rRNA (adenine-N6-)-methyltransferase activity; nucleic acid binding. The record is from RefSeq and is a predicted model, not a curated record.
GGGUCUCAACAUGAAACUAAAGCAGCUCGAAAGCCUUCUUGGUGCUCUCCAACAGUUCUCAAACCCAAAGGUGGAGCUGGAACAAUACCCAACUGGAGCCCACAUUGCAUCUCGCAUGCUCUACACUGCAGAGAAUUCAUUUGAGGAUGUGUGUGACAAGGUUGUGGCUGAUUUUGGUUGUGGUUGUGGUACAUUGGGGGUAGCAGCUGGACUCUUGGGUGCAGAACAUGUGAUUGGCAUUGACGUCGAUCCAGAAUCUCUUGAAGUAGCAUCACUAAAUGCUGAGGAACUUGAGUUGGAUAUAGAGUAUAUUCAAGGCAACAUCAAGAACUUAGGAUGGAGAGCUGAAGUUGUUGAUACUGUUGUAAUGAAUCCUCCAUUUGGAACUCGGCAAAAGGGUGCUGACAUGGAUUUUCUCUCUGUGGCUUUGAAGGUUGCUUCUCAAGCUGUUUAUUCGUUACAUAAAACCUCCACAAGAGAUCAUGUGAAAAGGGCAGCCUUGCGGCAGUUCAAUGCUAGUAGUGCUGAGGUUAUAUGUGAGCUUCGAUAUGAUUUACCACAAACAUACAAGUUUCAUAAGAAACGAGAGGUGGAUAUUGCUGUGGACUUGUGGCGAUUUGUUCCCAAGAGUAGGCAGGGUUCGUAGAUCUAGCACAUGUAUUGUGUAUUAUAGGUGAAACAUACAUUGAAUGUUAAUGUGGGAAUGUGUUAUUGUUUUCAUCAAGAAUCUAUUGGCUUUCUCAGAGGAAACCAAUGUAAUAGUUGAAUAGGCGACCUCUUUUUGACAGAGUUUCUCAACCUCGUGUCUGUAUUGUUGUUGCAUGCAAUUUCUUUAGAAUGUAGAAGCCUUUCAAUGUUAUAAGUAUGCAUAAUGAUCCGAAAUUGG